Anguilla anguilla (European eel) is the source of this 3553-nucleotide messenger RNA. RefSeq names its product ST3 beta-galactoside alpha-2,3-sialyltransferase 8 (gene st3gal8). The transcript has 7 exons. The record is from RefSeq and is a predicted model, not a curated record. Bases 800 to 1843 code for a protein of 347 amino acids. Lineage: Eukaryota; Metazoa; Chordata; Actinopteri; Anguilliformes; Anguillidae. Gene Ontology annotation, molecular function: beta-galactoside (CMP) alpha-2,3-sialyltransferase activity.
AAUAAAUAUUUCGUUUGAAUUGUACACUGGGGAUUGUGCUCUUACGAGUCAGGCACACUAUCAACAGACACUCAAGCCAGCAUAAACGAGGAACACUCCUCCCCGACAGCAUUCGCCUUACCAUGCAGCACUAACUGUUCGACAACUCACGCUGCUGAAACGACGUCGUCUGAUUUCCGAGAUGAGGGAGGGAGCUGUACGGAGCGGCGUCAUGCAGAGUCGGAGAGGCGAGGAGGUCUAGCGCGUGAACCCGGCAGCCACCAGGAAGCCGAGAGCCAGGGAGACCGGUUUAGCGCCUUUUCGUUUCCCGGACAACUGUCGCGAGCGCGCCGAUGCGACGCGCAGGCGGGGUCUGUGACCGCGACCCUUUCGCCCCCCCUCGGUCCCGCGACCGCACCGUCCCCGCGGGCCUCCGUGCCCGAAUAGGACACCGCCACGCCAGGACCACGUUCGCAACCACGGCCUCUUACGCUCAGACCACCGUCCUUCACGCUCAAACCACGGUCUUUUACACUCAAACCAAACUCAGGUAGCUGUCGUCUUUUUACCACAUAUUUAUUUAUUUUUUAAACUUUGAGGUAACUUUGAGCUUGCGGACGUCGGUAAAUCCGGGACUGUUUUAAAAAAAUAAACAAGCUCCCCGGGUGCUUUCCUCUCAUAAUCCCAUCUAACGGCGACAGGAGGGGACCUGCCGUCGAAGAAGCGUCCAGGAGCCCGGCCGCGUUCUCCCCGGUAGCACCCGCUAUUUCCCCGUUAGCGACCGCGUUCUCCCCGUCAGCGGCCCACGUUCCACCCAGGCAUGCAGUGCAAGCGGAAGGUGUGCCUGUGCGCGCUGCUCUGCGGGAUCCUGUUCGUCACCAUCGCCACGCACACGCUCCAGCGGGGCAACCUCCUCCCCCUGGCCGUGGCCGCGCUGCGCCCCUUCGCCGCCACGGCGCCCGCCGGGACUCUGGGGCGCCCGCCCCCGACCGAGGCCGCCCGGCCCGAGGAGGGCGUGGCCUGCGGCUGCCCGUCGUGCGUGGCCGACGCCGGCCGGUCCGAGUGGUUCGACCGGCGCUACGACCCCCAGCAGCAGCCCGUCCUCACUGCCCAAAACGCCAGCCUCCCCCCGCUCACCCUCAAGUGGUGGCUGGGUCUCCAGCGGUCUGCGGGGGAGCCGAAGACGGAGGAGGUGAUCCAGAAAAUGUUCCAGGUCAUCUCCAGCCCCUUGCCAGACUGGAAGCCCCAGAAGACUCGGUGCAGGAAGUGUGCCGUGGUGGGAAACUCAGGGAACCUGCUGGGCUCGAAGCAUGGCCCGCUGAUCGACUCCCACACCAGUGUGAUUAGGAUGAACAAAGCCACUACCUCGGGGUUCGAGGAGGACGUGGGGAACAGGACCACGCACCACCUGAUUUACCCAGAGAGCGCGGUGGACCUGCGGCCUGGCGUGCACCUCGUCCUCCUGCCCUUCAAACUGCGGGACCUGCAGUGGGUGGCCAGCGCCCUGACCACCGGGGAGAUAAAGACAACGUACAUGAGAGUGAAAGAGCGCAUCCAGGCCGAUAAAGACAAGGUGAUCGUGGUGAACCCGACCUUCUUCAAAUACACCCACGACAGGUGGACGGAGCGCCACGGCAGGUACCCGUCCACCGGAAUGCUGGCCAUCGUCUUCUCCCUGCACGUCUGCGACGAGGUGUCUGUGUUUGGCUACGGGGCAGACCACCUGGGGAACUGGCACCACUACUGGGAGAACAACAAGCUGGCCGGGGCGUUCCGCAAGACCGGCGUGCACAACGGCGAUUUCGAGAUGCAGGUCAUCGAGAAGCUGGCCGCCGCCGGCAAAAUCAAGCUGCACAAAAGAUGAGAGGAGGCGGAGCCUUAGCCGGACCGCACCUAACCGCACGCAGCCGGAAGCCAUACCGCCGCCGGGCGCUAAAAACAAACAGACCAAAGAGCCCUGUACGGCCAGGAGCACCGCAGAGUCUCGCAGAACCAAACAAACAAACAAACAAACAAACCGCAAAACGCUGUCCUAAGACCAAACCAAUCGCUCGUGUCUCCGUUUAUACUUGAGUUUUUUGUUUAUUAAAAAGCCUGUGUUUUAACGGCGUGUCUCACAGACGGUUCGGGGUGCUGUCGCCACCCUGCGCCGGGGCGUACGGGCCGCUCACGCGCGGGCGUACGGGGACCGGAGCGCGAGCGGGAAGUUUUAUUUCUGCCCCAGUGCUUUAUCCUGAACCACCGCGCCUUAUCCACAGCCAUCCUGCAGGAAUUCAGGAGCCUCGGGGGGGGGGUGACCGAAAACGAGGCCGCGAGAGCAGCUCCGCCCACUCCUGAGGGGUUGGAGGCGGGGUUUGGAAGCUCGCGACCACACGCAUGUCCUGCAGCAGCUCGCACACGCAUGUGCUGUGAAGCUGCGGUCACUUUAAGAGGGUCGCGGAAAACCGAGCACUUUUUAAAAAUGUUUUUUUUUUCUCCAGAAAGUGGAGAAUUUAAUCGCUAUGGACUGAUCUUUUUUCUUUGCUAAAACUCUGCCUUCUACUGCUUUGGUCAGAGGUGCGCAUGACAAAUCACUAAAUCGCCACGACGACUGGGGCGGUCCGCCUGUGGCCACGUUACCUGGUGCCUUGUGCUGGAUGCUUCUCUCGACAGACUGAAUGUUGUACUCAAUGCAUGAUUGGACGGGUGGGCGGCACUGAGCAGCCAAUCAGGAGGUACCAUCAUGCAGUGCAGGGGGCCGGUUGUGAAGCCCCUCAAUGAGAUCUGUUUCAACAAAGAUAUUACAUGUACUGACCAGGGAAUAUUUGUUUUAAAUCCCGAGAUGGUUUACCCACUAUAUGUGAAUCAUCUAAUAGCUUUUACCUCCUAUUUUUCCUGCAAGUCAAAGUUUUUUUUAAUAUUCCUUUAGUUAAGGGUGAUUUAAGUGACCUAAAUAGAGUAUCUUUGUUGACACUGAUCCAGAGUUGACUGCAUGGUAUAAUUAUGUUCGGAAAUUCAGUUUCCAUUCGAACUUUUAAGAGGAUCUGCUUUCGGAGCACGAAAACCAGAUGAGAGAGGAACUGAAUUCUGAAACGCUUCUUCAGAGAAAUGUGUGAUUUGAGCAAACCCCAUAUCUUUGGGGUUAGUGAUGACUUGAAUUCAAAUCUGUCCUGUAUGUGUGGGAAUGAGGGAUUUUUAAAAAAUGUAACCAGUGUAUAAAGCAUGUGCGUGCAUGUGUGUGUGUGUGUGUGUGUGUGUGAGAGAGAGAGAAUUGCAACUGUUUCCAUUAGCCUUAAACUGGAGACCUAUGGGGAACAUGCUCUCCCUGCCUGUGCCCUGUCCUGUCCACUCCAGGAACAAUUUUCCAUAAAACAAAUACAGCCAUUCAUUAUAUGCAGUGAAUAAAAGGAAAUUUUAAUUGGGUGACUGGGCUUCCAUAUGAACUGCAUACGCUGCAUUAGGUCAUAGGCCCGUAUUGCAGAACCAUCUCUUAUGCAAGUCUGUAGGAGGUAACACAACGCCUGUUUCCAUCUGGCUUUAACGGGGACAUCUGUUCAUCUCUUUUGUUUUGGAAAUAAACGCAUGUAACAAGUUC